AACAAGCCGCGCGAGAACGUGACUAGGACGUGCUAUCUCUCCGAGUCAUCCGCAGUCAAGGUUGCACAGUGUGUAUCCGGUGACGUGCAAGAUAAGGGCAGCGUCGAGGCGUUCAUUUCAUAUCCAUAUGUUCGUGUUCAGCACAGUCUUCAGGACAUUGACGUGCACCUCGUUAUGAAGGUGUGUUAG
Messenger RNA from Suillus bovinus, 189 nucleotides. RefSeq lists its product as uncharacterized. Lineage: Eukaryota; Fungi; Basidiomycota; Agaricomycetes; Boletales; Suillaceae. The annotation marks the transcript as partial. The transcript has a single exon. The record is from RefSeq and is a predicted model, not a curated record.